Aspergillus udagawae is the source of this 237-nucleotide messenger RNA. RefSeq names its product putative small nuclear ribonucleoprotein SmG. Gene Ontology annotation, molecular function: RNA binding. The coding region runs from base 1 to 237 and encodes 78 amino acids. NCBI's taxonomy places the organism in Eukaryota, Fungi, Ascomycota, Eurotiomycetes, Eurotiales, Aspergillaceae. The transcript has 4 exons. Gene Ontology annotation, cellular component: spliceosomal tri-snRNP complex; U2-type prespliceosome; catalytic step 2 spliceosome. Gene Ontology annotation, biological process: spliceosomal snRNP assembly; mRNA splicing, via spliceosome. The record is from RefSeq and is a predicted model, not a curated record.
AUGCCUCAAGCUCAGCCCGAAUUGAAGAAGUAUAUGGAAAAGCGGGUGUUCUGCCAAUUGAACGGCAACCGCAAAGUCAUUGGCAUCCUGCGAGGCUACGAUGUAUUCAUGAACAUCGUUCUCGACGAGGCUUUCGAGGAGAAGCAGGGAGGAGAGAAAGUCGCUAUCGGCAUGGUGGUCAUUCGCGGCAACUCGGUCGUUAUGCUUGAGGCUCUAGAACGGAUAUCCGAGAAAUAG